CUGUGGCUGUCUGACGUGGCAGUGCUCGCUCCCCUGCCUGCUCCGUGACACGCCGGCUCCGCUGCAACUUCAGGGAAAGUCGAACCGUGGGACGCUGGCACGUGCCUGGACCGGGCAGAGAGCAGAUCAUCUGAAAUCAACAAGCUGCUAAUGAAAGUGUCAUCAGAAUGAGUCAACAAGGCUAUAUUGCAUCUCCACCUUACUCUCAACCUCAGCCGGGGCUUGGACGGUAUCCCCCUGGAUUUGGGACACCAGCACCAGCAAUGUCUCCUAACUAUGGACACUAUGGUGGCUCAAGUCCUAGUGGUCCUCCAACCCAGCCAACAGCAUUAAAGUCUUCUAUGCCCUUUGGAGCACCACCACCACUCAACUCUCCACCUCCCUCUCAAAAUAAUUUGCAGAAUGGUGCAAACUUCCCUGGAAACAUAAUGCAAAGGAUGCCAGGAACUCCACCAGGGCUACCACCCAGCAGUAAUGCACCUCCCUCCUAUCCACCACACAGUCAUUCUGCACUCCACACAAAUAAUGCUCCACCUCCUCCUGUCCAUCAAUUGACCAACCAGCUCAGCAACAUGCAAAUAGGUCAUCAUGGACCCAGUCAUCCUCAAAUGCCACCUCCGCCAGGAAUGCCAGCACCUUAUUCUAAUCAAACUCAUACCAUUGCUUCUGGUCCUCUUCGUCCUCCAGGACCUACCAACACCUUUAAUGGUUUACCUUCAGAUCCACUUUUACCUCCAACAAGCAUGCAAGAUGGAAUUACUGCACAUCAAAAUUUCCAGUCACAACUACAGGGACAGUCCCCAAAUCCUGGAUAUACUCUACAAAAUUCAAGCAACUAUGGUGCACAGUUACCCGGACCUCCAAUGGCAUACCCUGGUGGAUUUCCUGGAAAUCAGCAACAAAUGUCUGGCCCACCUCAAAAGAAAUUGGACCCAGACUCCAUCCCCAGUCCUAUACAAGUGAUUGAGAAUGAUAAAGUCAACCGAGCCGGCCAGCUGUACACGACUAACAUCAGAGGACAAGUGCCACCCCUUGUCACCACUGAAUGUACAGUUCAAGAUCAAGGUAAUGCAAGCCCGCGUUUCAUUAGAUGCACAACAUAUUGCUUUCCUACAACCUCUGAUAUGGCAAAACAGUCUCAGAUUCCGCUUGCUGCUGUCAUCAAACCUUUAGCUGUGGUUCCCCAGAAUGAGACACCUAUUUAUCUUGUGAAUCAUGGAGAGACUGGACCAAUCCGAUGUAAUCGGUGUAAAGCUUACAUGUGCCCAUUCAUGCUGUUUACUGAAGGUGGAAGAAGGUAUCAAUGUGGAUUUUGCAACUGUGUCAAUGAGGUUCCUCCAUUUUACUUUCAACAUCUGGACCAUAUUGGCAGGAGAGUUGACCACUAUGAGAGGCCGGAAUUAUCUCUUGGAUCUUAUGAAUAUGUUGCUACACUGGAUUACUGCAGAAAAAAUAAACCACCAAAUCCCCCUGCCUACAUCUUCAUGAUAGAUGUUUCUUACAGCAACAUUAAAAAUGGUGUGGUCCGACUGAUUUGUGAGGAACUCAAGACCCUGUUGGAAAGACUUCCAAGGGAGGAACAAGCUGAAUCUUCUACUAUCCGUGUUGGGUUUGUCACUUACAACAAAGUUCUGCACUUCUACAAUGUGAACAGCAAUCUGGCCCAGCCACAAAUGAUGGUGGUCACUGACAUGGCUGAAGUCUUCCUUCCUCUGCUUGAUGGGUUUCUUGUCAACUAUAAUGAAUCAAGAUCAGUGAUACACAAUUUGCUGGGUCAGAUUCCAGAUAUGUUUGCAGACACCAAUGAAAGUGAGACUGUGUUUGCCCCAGUUAUCCAGGCCGGCAUGGAGGCUUUGAAGGCUGCUGAAUGUGCAGGAAAGCUUUUCAUCUUCCACUCAUCUCUGCCAACCGCAGAAGCUCCAGGAAAACUGAAGAACAGAGAUGACAGGAAAGUGGUCAAUACAGAUAAGGAAAAGACACUCUUCUUACCGCAGUCUAAUGUUUAUGAACAUUUGGCCAAGGAUUGUGUGGCCACUGGAUGCUGUGUCGAUCUCUUCCUUUUCCCCAACCAAUAUGCUGAUUUGGCUUCCAUGGGUGUUGUCACUAUGCUUACAGGAGGGACUCUCUACAAGUACAAUAAUUUUCAGGUACACACAGAUGGCCAGCAAUUUAUCACUGACCUCAAAAAGGAUAUUGAGAAACAAAUUGGAUUUGAUGCUAUCAUGAGGGUUCGCACAAGCACAGGGUUUAGAGCAACAGAAUUCUUUGGUGCAGUUUUCAUGAAUAACACAACAGAUAUAGAAAUGGCAGCGGUGGACUGUGACAAAGCAGUGACAGUGGAGUUUAAACAUGAUGACAAACUCAGCGAGGACACAGGAGCAUUAAUUCAGUGUGCUCUAUUAUACACAACCACAAGUGGCCAAAGACGCCUGCUUAUCCAUAAUAUCAGCCUGAACUGCAGCUCUCAACUGGCCGAUCUCUACAAGAGCUGUGAGACAGAUGCCCUCAUAAAUUUCUUUGCAAAAUCAGCUUACAAGGCAAUCCUCCAUCAUCCUUUGAAGACAGUGCGUGAUGUGCUUGUCAGUCAGACUGCUCACAUGCUAGCCUGCUACAGAAAGAACUGCGCUACCCCUUCAGCUGUCAGUCAGCUCAUCCUACCCGACUCCAUGAAAGUGUUGCCUGUAUACAUGAACUGCCUGCUGAAGAAUGAAGUGCUAAUUGGUAGCCCCGAGGUGACCACGGACGAACGAGCAUUUCAAAGGCAGCUGGUUAUGUCCAUGGAUGUGGCCAGUUCUCAGCUGUUUUUCUAUCCACAGCUACUGCCAAUUCACACAAUGGAUACCAAGAGUGAUACAGUUCCAAGCGCAGUACGCUGCUCAGAGGAGCGUUUAUCAGAAGGAGGGAUAUUUCUAUUAGCUAAUGGUAUAUAUAUGUUCCUUUGGCUGGGAGUCAGUGCUCCUCCAGAAUUCAUCCAAGGAAUUUUCAAUGUACCUUCGUUUGCACACAUCACACCCGAAGCAACAUUACUCCCUCCAGUUGACAGCCUUCAUUCGAAGAAAUUGAAGUCAAUUAUUGAGAGCAUCCAGAGGAAUUGUUCACACUCCAUGAAGCUCGUCAUAGUGAAGCAGAAGGAUAAGGCCGAAAUGCCCUUUAGGCAGCUUCUCGUAGAAGACAAAGGUCUCCUAGGAGGAGCGUCAUACAUGGAUUUCCUUUGUUGUGUCCACAAAGAGAUCCGUCAGCUUCUCACCUAACUGAUACGCAAAGCUUUCCAUGGACAUGUCUUUAUACGUAAACUAACUUUACAGCAAUAUCUCAUCACAUCUGUACAGCCUUGCUGCUUAGACUUUACCGUUCUGUCAUCAUUUCUAUAGAUAACCAGCUGAAAUGACAUUCUCUAUUAUGUGUAUCCCCAAUUUUUUUUUUUUUAAUUGCUUGCUUUAGACGUCAAGAUUUUCUAUAGUAUCUGACUAAUUUAAAUGAUGAUUGCGUUUUGUAUGAAGGUGGAUGUUCCUUGCACACAAAAUAGAUGACUAAAGCACAUUACACUAAUAUAUCUAUGUACAAAUCUCAGUAAUGUCUGUGCCACUAUUAAAAUAUUCUGCAAUAUUUUUAUGUAACCAUACUGAAACUGCUUUGUUAUAAAACAUACAAAACAAUUUUUAAACCUAUUCUAUGAAA
Messenger RNA from Pelobates fuscus (common spadefoot toad), 3678 nucleotides. It is a transcript of the gene SEC24D, whose product is annotated as SEC24 homolog D, COPII coat complex component. NCBI's taxonomy places the organism in Eukaryota, Metazoa, Chordata, Amphibia, Anura, Pelobatidae. Gene Ontology annotation, molecular function: SNARE binding; zinc ion binding. The transcript has 23 exons. The record is from RefSeq and is a predicted model, not a curated record. Gene Ontology annotation, biological process: COPII-coated vesicle cargo loading; intracellular protein transport; endoplasmic reticulum to Golgi vesicle-mediated transport. Gene Ontology annotation, cellular component: COPII vesicle coat; endoplasmic reticulum exit site. The coding region runs from base 168 to 3251 and encodes 1027 amino acids.